Episyrphus balteatus (marmalade hoverfly) is the source of this 2102-nucleotide messenger RNA. Its product is annotated as nucleolar complex protein 4 homolog A. Gene Ontology annotation, biological process: ribosome biogenesis. NCBI's taxonomy places the organism in Eukaryota, Metazoa, Arthropoda, Insecta, Diptera, Syrphidae. The coding region runs from base 134 to 1669 and encodes 511 amino acids. The transcript has 6 exons. Gene Ontology annotation, cellular component: Noc4p-Nop14p complex; nucleolus; small-subunit processome. The record is from RefSeq and is a predicted model, not a curated record.
UUUUUUUCUUUACUACGGCAGGCUCGGUCAGUAGCCAUCGCCAUCACAUCAUCGUGUUACAGAAAAUAAAUAAAAGGAAUCAGCAAAAUUAAUUGAAAAAUAUUAAAACACAGACAAAAUAUACAAAAUAAAAAUGAUGUCUACUGACCAGAAUUCCAUAAUACACAAUCCAAACAAAGCAAUUGCCAAGGAAUUGAAAUUUAAAGCAAAUGAAUUUCUAAAUUCCCGACGAAAUGCGAACAAUUUAUUAGACAUCAUUGGCCACCUCGAGCAAUGUUUAACACAGAAGCAACCAGUUACUUCAUGUAUUCUUACCCUGGAAGUUAUAUUCACAGAACUUUUGAAGCGACGAGAAAUGUGCAUUACUAUAACGCCACUCAAACCAAAAGAUCAAAGUCCAGAAACAAAAUACAAAGAAUGGCUCCAGGAACGUUUUGAAGAAGCAAUUAAACUUAUUCUCGCCUGUAUUAAAGUUGAAAAAACAAAUGAGAGCUCACAAGCCCUUGUCACCAGUAUGAAACUAAUGUCUUGGGAAGGCAAAUAUCCCCUUGAACAAACAGACACUUAUUGUUUCCCAAAAUUUCGAUUGCGCUACAUUUUGUUAGCUCUCCUCUCCACAGAGCGUUCCAACAGUCAACUGAUCAAUCGAUUCAGAGAAUAUGCUGAUUACAUUGAUAUAGUUUAUUAUUCCUGGAAAAUGAUACCAACAUUGGCAACAAAGGCAGCAUUCGAAAAUGAAAUGUUUGCACACAAUUAUCUUGAUUUGAUUGAUGCUCUUGCGGUAAAAAAAGAAAUGCCCGAUGAUGCCAAGUUAUUGUGCUCAUUGGAAUCACCACGACCCGAAAACUACGAUUACCAUUCAAUGAGGAAAGCAAUCAAUAAAGUUUGGAACUGCAUUAUGCAGUGGGAUAUGAAAGAAACCAUACACAAGCAGGUUCUGAUUGUAUUACUUGAACGAAUUCUGCCACAUUUGGAAAAACCCAUACUGCUUACAGACUUUCUUAUGGAUUCGCUUGAUUUUGGUGGUCCGAUCGGUUUGUUGGCCUUGCAAGGACUUUUCACACUCAUUCAAAAACACAACAUUACCUAUCCGAAUAUCUACGAGAAACUAUAUUCUAUGUUUGAACCUGAAAUCUUUCACACAAAGUUUAAGGCUCGACUUUUCUAUCUGGCCGACAUAUUCCUUAGCUCAUCACAUUUGCCAGAGAGCUUAGUAGCUGCAUUUGUUAAGAGACUAGCCCGCCUUAGUCUCAUAGCACCACCCCAAGACGCCAUAAUUAUCUUGUAUUUUAUUGGAAAUCUAAUUUUAAGGCAUCCAGGUCUCAAGCGGUUGAUUUGUUCACAAAUAGUAGUUGAAGUAUCUCGAGAUCCUUUUAUUAUGGAUGAGAGAGAACCGACAAAAUCAAACGCUCUAGAAAGUUCACUUUGGGAGAUUGUAACGAUGCAAAAACAUGCGUUGCCAUCCGUUGCCACAGCAGCUAAGUUCAUAUCACAGCCAUUGCCAAGUACAGAAUGGGACCUAUCAACUGUGCUAGAAAUAAAAGAAGAUGAUAUUUUCGAUCAAGAAAUUGCUAAGAAGACAAAACAAUAUGCUUUGGCAUUUGAGAGGCCGCAUUCAAUGUUUCUGGCAAAAAACGACAAAGUGAUACAAUAUUGGAAACUAUUUUAGAAAGCUCUUUCAUUGAGGGGCAAUUUAACCAACACAUGUCCCAGCUCAGCCCAUAGCCUAUUAAUUGUAUAAGAGAUAUAUAUUUUUAUUUCGAUUGAUUUAAAAAAUACAAAAAAAAAAAACAGACAGACAUGAGAAAAGAACUACAAGAUAAAAAAAGAUUUAUCCGACGAAACCUAUGUACGUAUUUGUAUUUCGUGUAGAAAUAGUAAGAAUCUUUAUAGUUAGAUUAUAGUAGUUAUAAUACGAGAAUUUGCCUAGAAGUUGGCCGUGAUUAUAAUUUUCAGUUUAUUAUUUUGUUUUGUUAUCGUUAAAAUUAAAUAAAGAAAUGCACGUGGUACAUUAUUGCCACUUAAAAAAAAAAUGUAGAAGACAGAAACUAUGUAAAAUAAAAACAUGAAUAACUUCAUUACGCUUUGAUACAAACAAACAA